UCUUCUCCCUCUGCCGAAGAAGCAGCCGCCCGCGCGCCCGCAGCCAUGUACACGGCGGGGGGAGCGGCCCCCGUCGCCGCCGCGGGGCCCGUACUUGCAACUCCCCCACCACUGCCACCUCCAAUACAGGCAUAUGCAUUUAAGCCUCCUCCUCGACCUGAUUUUGGAACUUCAGGGAGAACAAUCAAACUACAAGCCAAUUUUUUUGAAAUGGACAUUCCCAAAAUAGACAUCUACCAUUAUGAAUUGGAUAUAAAGCCAGAGAAGUGCCCUAGAAGAGUUAACAGAGAAAUAGUUGAACAUAUGGUCCAGCACUUUAAAGCACAGAUUUUUGGGGAUCGCAAACCAGUGUUUGAUGGAAGAAAAAACCUCUACACAGCUAUGCCACUUCCAAUAGGGAGGGACAAAGUGGAAUUGGAGGUCACCUUGCCAGGGGAAGGGAAGGACAGAAUAUUCAAAGUGGCAAUAAAGUGGAUGUCCUGUGUGAGUCUGCAGGCUUUACAUGAUGCUCUUUCUGGUCGUCUUCCAAGUGUUCCUUUUGAAACAAUUCAGGCACUGGAUGUAGUAAUGAGGCACCUGCCUUCCAUGAGGUAUACUCCUGUGGGCCGGUCCUUUUUUACUGCCUCCGAAGGGUGUUCAAAUCCAUUGGGUGGGGGCAGAGAAGUAUGGUUUGGAUUCCACCAGUCAGUCAGGCCUUCACUGUGGAAAAUGAUGCUUAACAUCGACGUAUCUGCAACAGCAUUUUAUAAGGCACAGCCAGUAAUCGAGUUUGUAUGUGAAGUUCUGGAUUUCAAAAGUAUUGAAGAACAACAGAAACCUCUGACGGAUUCCCAAAGGGUUAAGUUUACCAAAGAAAUUAAAGGUUUGAAGGUGGAGAUCACUCAUUGUGGGCAAAUGAAGAGAAAAUACAGAGUAUGCAACGUUACACGACGACCAGCAAGUCACCAAACAUUCCCACUUCAGCAGGAGAGUGGACAGACAGUUGAAUGCACUGUAGCUCAAUAUUUUAAGGAUCGGCACAAGUUGGUUUUGCGCUACCCUCAUCUUCCAUGUUUACAAGUUGGACAGGAGCAGAAACACACAUACCUUCCUCUGGAGGUAUGCAACAUAGUGGCAGGACAGAGGUGUAUAAAGAAGCUGACAGACAAUCAAACUUCUACUAUGAUAAGGGCAACUGCCCGAUCAGCACCUGACCGUCAAGAAGAGAUUAGCAAACUGAUGCGAAGUGCAAGUUUCAAUACUGACCCUUUUGUUCGUGAAUUUGGAAUAAUGGUCAAAGAUGAAAUGACUGACGUGACAGGUCGGGUCUUACAGCCUCCUUCAAUCCUCUAUGGAGGCAGGAACAAAGCAAUAGCUACACCGGUUCAAGGGGUUUGGGACAUGCGAAACAAACAGUUUCACACUGGAAUUGAAAUAAAGGUCUGGGCAAUCGCUUGCUUCGCUCCACAGCGCCAGUGCACUGAAGUCCAUCUCAAGUCCUUCACGGAACAACUGAGGAAGAUAUCAAGAGAUGCAGGAAUGCCCAUCCAGGGUCAGCCUUGCUUCUGUAAAUAUGCCCAGGGAGCAGACAGUGUGGAGCCAAUGUUCAGACACCUGAAGAACACCUAUGCUGGGUUGCAGCUUGUGGUAGUCAUUCUGCCUGGAAAAACUCCAGUUUAUGCGGAGGUAAAGCGUGUAGGCGACACAGUGUUGGGCAUGGCCACGCAGUGUGUGCAGAUGAAGAAUGUACAAAGGACAACACCGCAGACACUUUCCAAUCUUUGCUUAAAGAUCAACGUUAAAUUGGGAGGUGUAAAUAACAUUUUGUUACCCCAGGGAAGGCCUCCGGUAUUUCAGCAGCCUGUAAUUUUCCUGGGGGCAGAUGUCACUCACCCACCAGCUGGAGAUGGAAAAAAGCCUUCCAUUGCUGCUGUUGUAGGCAGCAUGGACGCCCACCCCAAUCGAUACUGUGCCACUGUGAGAGUCCAGCAGCACCGCCAAGAAAUCAUCCAAGACUUGGCAGCCAUGGUCAGGGAGCUGCUGAUUCAGUUCUAUAAAUCCACCCGGUUCAAACCGACUCGGAUCAUUUUCUACAGAGAUGGUGUUUCUGAGGGGCAGUUCCAGCAGGUUCUUCACCAUGAAUUACUGGCUAUCAGAGAAGCAUGCAUUAAGCUAGAAAAGGACUACCAGCCUGGGAUUACUUUCAUUGUUGUGCAGAAAAGGCAUCACACCAGACUGUUCUGCACAGAUAAAAAUGAAAGGGUUGGGAAAAGUGGAAACAUUCCUGCAGGUACUACAGUGGACACAAAAAUUACCCAUCCUUCAGAAUUUGACUUCUACCUGUGCAGUCAUGCUGGUAUUCAGGGAACAAGCAGACCUUCUCAUUACCACGUUCUCUGGGAUGACAAUCGUUUCUCUUCAGAUGAGCUACAAAUACUCACCUACCAAUUGUGUCAUACGUAUGUACGCUGUACUCGUUCUGUUUCAAUUCCUGCACCAGCAUACUAUGCGCACCUGGUUGCCUUUAGAGCCAGGUACCAUCUGGUGGAUAAAGAACACGAUAGUGCCGAAGGGAGCCACACUUCUGGUCAGAGCAAUGGCAGAGAUCAUCAAGCACUUGCGAAAGCUGUUCAGGUUCAUCAGGAUACAUUACGCACCAUGUACUUUGCUUGACAUGUUGCAGUGAUCUAAGUAACUCGGUUCAGAGUUGGAUUCACAGGAGACCAGCUGCACUUAGACCAACAGUUGCCCAAGCUACAGCGACAGCCAGCAAUGAGUGAUGCAUCUGUGUUUUAUUAGGUUCUUAAUUCCCCCCCUCCCCAUUUGCAAGGAAAGCCUUCCGUCCAGAAAUUUCAGACUCAGUUGAAACUGCAGACCUGUACAAAAUCCCACAGCUAUCAGAAGUGCGGAUUUGCCAAAAUCAAAAGCUGCUUAUCAGAGAAAAGGAAAAAAAAAUCAAAACCCACGGUAACUAAAUUAAGAGCUGUGAUCUCAGGGUGAAGACAAAACUUUUCAUUUAGUUAUGCUGUUCUCAGUAUAUACUUGUUCAUUACUAAUUUGGGAAUACCCAGCCAAGAUCAGGAUUAAUGAGCUGGGGAAAGUUUUAUGAAUUUGCUUUUAUGCCUGAAAAGAGGAGAAAGCGCUAAUUUGGGUGUCAUUGAAAGCCUUGAUUGUUCUGGAUGCAUUCACAAAUGUUUUUUAUCAUCAAAAUGCAAAAAGAGGAAAAAACCUGGUUUGUCCUUAAGUGGUCUUUUUGAUGAACAGUCUGUAUGUGGGUCUAAGGGCAAAAGUAUUUUCUGAAGUCUGUUCUUGAAUGUUUUUAAUUGUGUUCAUCAUUUUUCGUAGAAUUACUUAUGAAAUUAUUUCAGGAAGAAAAAGGAAAUCUAUCCAUUGAAAGAUUAGCAAAG
Eublepharis macularius is the source of this 3386-nucleotide messenger RNA. RefSeq names its product argonaute RISC catalytic component 2 (gene AGO2). Gene Ontology annotation, molecular function: endoribonuclease activity, cleaving siRNA-paired mRNA; protein binding; RNA binding. Gene Ontology annotation, biological process: regulatory ncRNA-mediated gene silencing; regulation of DNA-templated transcription. Gene Ontology annotation, cellular component: RISC complex. Bases 46 to 2652 code for a protein of 868 amino acids. The record is from RefSeq and is a predicted model, not a curated record. The transcript has 19 exons. NCBI's taxonomy places the organism in Eukaryota, Metazoa, Chordata, Lepidosauria, Squamata, Eublepharidae.